UUGCCCAUCGAUGCCCAAAUCUCCCAGCUGAAGGGAUCCACCCUGGAGAUCUGCCAGAUUCGCUUCAACACGGUGUUCAACGCCGACACCAAGGCCUGGGAGUGUGGGCAGCACUGCCACAGGGGGGAGAGAGGCCCCACAGCUGGAUUCCAGCAGAUCUACCUGGAGCCACUGCUCAAAUUCCACGAGAGCCUGCGCGUCCUGCUGCAGGCCAUGCUGCUCUUCUCACCUGGUGAGCACCUGACAGACCAUGCUGGCAUCGCCGAGCGCGACCUCAUCGACCAGUUCCAGGAGAAGGUGGCUCUGACCCUCAAGAGCUACAUUGACCAUGAGCAUCCCAUGCCUGAAGGCAGGUUCCUCUAUGCGAAGCUGCUGCUGCUGCUGACGGAGCUGAAGACGCUGAAGGUGGAGAACACGCGGCAGAUCCUCCACAUCCAGGACCUGUCGAGCAUGACACCGUUGCUCUCCGAGAUCAUCAGCUGA
Messenger RNA from Acanthisitta chloris (rifleman), 483 nucleotides. RefSeq names its product nuclear receptor subfamily 1, group I, member 3 (gene NR1I3). Gene Ontology annotation, molecular function: RNA polymerase II cis-regulatory region sequence-specific DNA binding; nuclear receptor activity. Lineage: Eukaryota; Metazoa; Chordata; Aves; Passeriformes; Acanthisittidae. The transcript is spliced from 5 exons. The record is from RefSeq and is a predicted model, not a curated record. The annotation marks the transcript as partial. Gene Ontology annotation, biological process: negative regulation of transcription by RNA polymerase II; positive regulation of transcription by RNA polymerase II; cell differentiation.